UGGAGAGAGAAGAGGGAUUAGUAGUGAGAGGACGCGUACAGAUCGACAUGCGCAAACCCUUUCGCUCAGUGAAAGAAGCAGUUAUGUUAUUCGGGGAAAAGGUUUUAGCUGGGGAAAUCUAUGCCAACAAGCUCAACGAGAUGGAAACCAAAACAAGGGAAAAUGGACAAUACCAAUCCAAAUUAAGAGCUGUAACAGCUGAACUUGAAGAGACAAAGCAAAGCCUUCAAAAGGCAAAAGAAGAAGGUACUAUCAUGGCUUUUUGCCUUCAAUCUCUAAAAAAAGACCUUGAACAGACAAAGAGAGAGUUACAACAAUUGAAGGCAAGAGAAUCUUAUAAAGAGCCAGAUGAUCCCGAAAUUGAAGAGCUCAAGUUCAUCGAAAACACAAGCAGAGUUGUAGUCAAGCCACAGACAGAAGAUAGUUUUGAUUAUCAGUUUCAGAAGAAGAGGUCUGUAAAGUUUGCGAGUCCUUCUUCAUUGGAAAAGUUGAUUACAAGCAGAGAUGUAGAUGUUAACAUGGUGGAGACUCACCCUUCCCUUGAGAAGAAGAUGAAGAGGAAGACUCUAAUCCCUUUGAUUGGAGGGUUGUUUUUGAAAAAGAAAGGAGGCCAAGGCCAAGAGAAUGAUUCUCCAAGAGUCUAAGACUACCCUUAAAUGAACACAAAAUGUGAUUAUCAUAGGCUGAAGUGAGGCACAUCUUUUUGGGAUAGAGCAAUACAACUUUAUAAUUGCUUGAGUAAAAUAUUUAUGAAUAUUGUUU
This is a messenger RNA of Ilex paraguariensis (yerba mate), 762 nucleotides long. NCBI's taxonomy places the organism in Eukaryota, Viridiplantae, Streptophyta, Magnoliopsida, Aquifoliales, Aquifoliaceae. The record is from the annotation of a GenBank genome assembly.